GUUUAUUUCUCUCUAUUCGUUUUUUCUGGUCUCAUCUCUCUCUCUGCUAUCUCUCUAUCCCUCUCUCUCUCUGUGAUCUGGGGAAAAGGAAUGCCUAUUUAUGACCUAGACUCGCUGGAUAAAUUAUUCGAGGGUUGAUGGAGUGCUUCUGACACUCUGCUUGCUCAGGGUUGGGCAAAUAUAAUUUAUUCAAUUUUUAUUUUGAACCUUAGUGGUUUAGGUCUCGCAUGGGUUGCCUCAGUGGCUAAAAUGGUGGAGAUAAACAAACAGGGGGCGUGAUCUCAUUCAUUGAGCUGGUAUCAAGAGAAAUUGGAUAGGCUUUUGUGUAAUGUUGAUGAAGAUCGGUGACAGAGAGGAGGAAAAACAGCUGAGCAAAAAUGCAUUUUGCAAAACUAGACGAUUCUCCCAUGUUCAGGAAACAAAUCCAAUCAUUAGAAGAAAGUGCAGAGUCUCUAAGGGAGAGGAGCUUAAAGUUUUAUAAAGGAUGUCGAAAAUAUACGGAAGGCCUUGGAGAAGCAUAUGAUGGAGAUAUUGCUUUAGCCAGCGCUCUUGAGAUGUUUGGGGGAGGUCAUAAUGAUCCAAUUAGUGUAGCUUUUGGAGGGCCUGUUAUGACUAAAUUUACAAUUGCUUUGAGAGAGAUUGGUACAUACAAAGAAGUUCUUCGGUCCCAGGUGGAGCACAUGCUGAAUGACAGGUUGCUACAAUUUGUGAACGUUGAUUUGCAAGAUGUCAAGGAAGCUAGGAAGCGAUUUGACAAGGCUAGCCUUCUUUAUGAUCAGGCUAGGGAAAAGUUUCUGUCUCUGAAGAAAGGUACAAAGGUGGAUGUUGUUGCUGUGACAGAGGAGGAAAUGCACAAUGCCAGGGCAUCAUUUGAGCAGUCCCGCUUCCAUCUAGUAACUGCUCUUUCAAAUGUUGAGGCAAAAAAAAGAUUUGAAUUCUUGGAGGCUGUCAGUGGAACCAUGGAUGCCCAUCUGCGUUAUUUUAAACAAGGCUAUGAGUUAUUGCAUCAGAUGGAGCCCUAUAUCCAUCAGGUGUUGACUUAUGCCCAACAAUCAAGGGAAAGAUCCAAUUAUGAACAGGCAGCUCUUGCAGAGAGAAUGCAAGAGUAUAAGAGGCAGAUUGAUAGAGAAAGUCGGUGGUCUUCGAAUGGUUCGCAGGGUUCUCCUAAUGGUGAUGGUAUUCAAGCCAUUGGUAGAAGUUCACACAAAAUGAUUGAAGCAGUCAUGCAGUCAGCUGCCAAGGGGAAGGUUCAAACUAUUAGGCAAGGUUAUUUAUCGAAACGCUCCUCAAAUUUGAGAGGUGACUGGAAGCGGAGGUUUUUUGUUCUUGACAGUCGAGGAAUGCUGUACUACUAUCGCAAACAAUGGUCCAGGCCAUCUGGCAGUGGAAGCCAAAAUUCAAAUCAGAGGGGUCAUGGCUCUGAAGGUGGUUCUGGACUGUUAAGCAGAUGGCUUUCCUCUCAUUACCAUGGUGGUGUGCAUGAUGAGAAAUCUGUCGCACAUCAUACUGUAAACCUGCUAACAUCAACAAUUAAAGUUGAUGCAGAACAGUCAGACUUGAGAUUUUGCUUUAGAAUUAUUUCACCUUCAAAAAAUUACACCUUGCAGGCAGAGAGUGCACUGGAUCAAAUGGAUUGGAUUGAAAAGAUAACUGGAGUAAUUGCUUCCUUGCUGAGUGCUCAGUCACCUGAAAAGAGACUGUCUUCUAGCCCACUGAGCAGUGGACACCACCGUGCUAAUAGUGAGAGUAGUUCUUUUGGGAGUUCUACAGAUCUUGAGCACUCGACUGUGGAAGAGUGUAGUUCCGAAAGGAAUUUAAUAACAGGGCAUCUUGAACGCUCUUCCAGAAGUGGCCAACAGCAUCGUUCGAGCGUAAAACAUGAGAAGCCACUUGAAAUUCUUAGGAAAGUUGAUGGAAAUGACAGGUGUGCGGAUUGUGGUGCUCCAGAGCCAGAUUGGGCAUCCUUAAACCUUGGUGUUUUACUUUGCAUUGAGUGUUCUGGAGUCCAUCGUAAUCUGGGUGUGCAUAUAUCUAAGGUAAGGUCUUUGACGCUUGAUGUUAAGGUGUGGGAGUCUUCUGUGAUAAAUUUAUUCCAGUCACUUGGUAAUGCAUUUGCAAACUCAGUAUGGGAGGAAUUGCUGGGGUCCACAAAUAAUUUGAAAGGCGAUGGAACCCCUACGAGUUUUGGUAGGAUAGAGAAAAGACCUCACCGGACUCUCAGCAAACCCCAUCAUACGGAUUCCAUUUCAGUAAAGGAAAAAUUCAUUCAUGCAAAGUAUGCAGAAAAAAUGUUUGUUCGUAAGGCCAUCACAGAUCAGCAUAUGCCUCACAUGGCUCAGCAGAUGUGGGAUAGCGUUCAUGCCAAUGACAAACAAACAGUUUACCGCCUCAUUGUAGAUUCAGGUGCCUUUGUAAAUGCUGUUAGGGGUCUGGCACCAUUAAACUCAUCGAUUACCCUAGCAAGAGCAAUGCAUUUGCAUGAGCAACAGGGCUUAGUUCCCGAUGACAAUAGUCACUGUUUGUUUGUGGGGAAUGAUAGAAUAAAGGACUCAGACUCAGUGGGAACAAGCAAGGAAUAUGUCUGCGAGGUUGAGCAAGGUUUAGAGGGCUGCAGCUUGCUUCAUUUGGCUUGCCAAAAUGCAGACAUUGGCAUGAUCGAGCUUCUAUUGCAGUAUGGUGCUCAAGUGAAUGUUCAGGAUUGGAAGGGGUGGACCCCACUUCACCAUUGCCUCCUCAAGGGAAGGAAUAUGUUUGCAAAACUGCUACUCUCAAGGGGAGCCAAUCCAAGAGCCACUGAUAGAGAAGGUAAGACUCCCUUACAACUAGGGUUAGAAACGGGAACCAUGAAUGAUGAAGAGCUUUUUGUCAUGUUAUCAGAUCCUAACAGAUAGCAAUGCAAGGCCCAAAUGUAGAAAGAUUGCCUCUUAAACAAAAAGGUAGAGAUCUAGAAUUAAUACAGUUUGGUGGCUUGAGUAUGCAGAUAUAGUUAUAGAGGUCAUGGGCCUCCCAAUUUACCAUGGUAUCCCUACAUAUACCAUAUUAUAAAUUUCACUGUACCAUCUGGCUUGCAGCAUGAGCUUGGUUGGAAGGAUUGACCUGCCCUAUUUUCGGGUCGCUGUGAUGUAGUAAUCUAUUAUGCCCGGUUUGAUUGUGGUGUGUCCAAUGUAAUGUCUCUAUGCUUUUUGGUCAUUGGCAUGGUGAUUGGGUUUAGGGAGAAGUGGUCUGAUCUAUAUUGUGCAGAAUUUUUGUUUGGUUUUUGAGGGAGUAUUGUUGCUUGUGUCUGAGAGGGACUCCUUGAUGUACAUUAUAGAGGGAAUAUUUAUGACGGUUGAUGGAUAUUUGGUAGAAAUUCUCUUUCCCAUUC
Molecule: messenger RNA, 3364 nt
Organism: Amborella trichopoda
Lineage: Eukaryota; Viridiplantae; Streptophyta; Magnoliopsida; Amborellales; Amborellaceae
Gene: SFC
Product: ARF GTPase-activating protein
Cellular component (GO): cytoplasm
Molecular function (GO): GTPase activator activity; protein binding
Source: RefSeq, a predicted model, not a curated record